AUGACCAGCGGCUGCUCAGGGGCAUUGUGGGCCAUGGCUAAAUUUGGCCUGGAGGUCGCAGACCCUGAGUUUGAAAAGCUGUUGGACAGGCUGCCCCUGGACAAGGACGGAAAUGUCCAGUACCCCGUCUUCAUGGCUGCUUUCGACACAAGGAGAGGAGUUCCCAGCCUCUUCGAGGCAAGUCCUGCUGGAUAUUUGGGGCGUACAAACGAAGAACAGGAGGGGCUAAACGUGCAACUCGUGAAUGAGGAGAGUGGGAUUCUGGGACGGGGACGGAGUGUGGCACAGCUGUUCCAGAUCAUCAAGGCCCUGGUGAAGAACCACUACCAGGCAGCAGAGCGAGUCUUUGAGAAGCUGGAUGAGAAGAACACCAAACGUCUCAGUCAAGAGACCUUCUACCAGCUUCUAAAGAGUGCGGGUGAGCACAUUGAGGGUCGUGCCAACUGCGAAAAGGACAGGACGCUGGAUUUCUUGCAGCUUGCGCGCCACUUUGGCUACUCUCCCAAGUCCUCGUGCUUUCCCAACGCCAAGCGCAGCCCCCYGAAGAAAGGGGAUGAGAAUCUCCGGCAGUGCUCCAGAAAGCUCCACUGUGUGUCUGACAUACUUGCAGAUGGAGUGCGUGCCAAGGUGGAGCUGUCAUUGGAUGAGUUGCGGGAGGAGUUCGAGGAGUUGGAUCCUUAUAGGACGGGGUUUGUGAGCCAGAAGGAGUUCCAGGAAGUGCUGAAAGGUCUGUGUGCGCACCUCGAUGACUACGAGUGGGAGAUGCUGGCUCGAAAGUUUGACAUCAACAGGGAUGGAAGGGUUUCCUUCGUUGAGUUCCUGAGGCCCUUUGGGAGACGGAAACAGCCGUGGAGGCAUGGAUCCAACAUGGCCGGCAUACUGCAGUUCCAUAACGAAACAGAGGAUCUGUCUGCAGAGAAAGGCUCUUCCUUGUGUGACCAAGUACCACUGAGCUCAAGACUAAGGAAGAAGCUUCAGCGGCAGGGCAAGAUUCUGCGUCGGGCCUUCCGCAGGCUGGACAGCUCUGCCAGCGGCUACCUCUCCCCAGGCGAGUUCCGAGCAGCUCUGCGGCUGUGUGACGUACCCUUGGACCCGGAGGAGUACUACCAUGUCUUGGCCGGGCUGGACCGAGACCUAGCAGGCCGGGUGGCCUAUCGCCGGCUGAUCCAGGACAUACGCAAGAAAAGAACCUCUGGGACUAGAGUAAAGUAAAGAGUCAUCCUCAUCCCUCACCCAGCAAGCAAAGUUUGGCAUGGGACGUCAUAAUGACGUCAUUUCCGGGUUGAAAUUGGUUUUUCUGGUUGAUGUGACGUCAGAUUAUACAACCAAUUUAAGACGUAUUUUCCUGGUCACUAAAAAGAUGUCUAAAUAAUGUCCUUUUACAAUCGCCUUACAACCUGACCAUGAUGUUACAAAAUAUGCCUGCUGGGCAAAUCAGCAGGGGCAAUUUGCUUUGCAUUAGGUUGUCAAAAUGACAUACAAACAACAUUUAGACAUCAAAUCAAAUGUAUUGGUCACAUACACAUGUUUAGCAGAUGUUAUUGCGGGUGUAGCGAAAUGCUGUACAUGACUGUAUUUAUUUAAGUGUCACUCCACAAUAAUACAACCCAGAUAGCACAUAAUAUUUUUGGUGAAAGUGUGGCUGUCCUAUGGUUAUUUUGCAUACAACCAUCCCACAACAUUCUGGGAAUGGUG
Messenger RNA from Salvelinus sp. IW2-2015, 1695 nucleotides. NCBI's taxonomy places the organism in Eukaryota, Metazoa, Chordata, Actinopteri, Salmoniformes, Salmonidae. The record is from RefSeq and is a predicted model, not a curated record.